This is a messenger RNA of Notechis scutatus (mainland tiger snake), 988 nucleotides long. NCBI's taxonomy places the organism in Eukaryota, Metazoa, Chordata, Lepidosauria, Squamata, Elapidae. The record is from RefSeq and is a predicted model, not a curated record.
AUGUCGGACACGGAGACAUUCAGAGGGGCCUUUCACCUACUCCCAUGCCCAUCAUCCCUGCCCACCCUUUUCCUCUCAGACGCACUCCUCUUUCCCGCCUUUUCUAGAAUCGUGACACUUUAUCCCAAAUCCACCAGGGGGAGCCCUCCGCCACGGGAAGGGAACUCCCGGCGCUUCCCCAUUGGCUCUAUGAAGGGCGAAAGUCACAGCUGUUUUUGUAGGAGAGGCUGGGAAGGAACAAAUGCUCGCCGUUCUAGGAUGCCGCACUCGCUCGCCUUAACCCCCGGGGCUCCACAGAACUCGGGGAGUUGCUGCGGGAGAGUCUUGCUGGGGGAGAUACGCACUUGCUCCGGGGAUGAAUCCUGCGGCCCCAGAAAUGGUCCUUUGAAGAAAAAAGCAUCUGGAGAUCCACAAGAGUCCUUGGACCCAUUUGGAUUUGCUCUGCAGAAGAGAGAAAGGAUGGAGACACAACCUUUUGCAAAGGAGGGGAAUGGAAAAGGCCCUUCAACUGUUCAGCCUGGGAAGGGUGGUGAGAUCUUGACAAGACCUGGGCAGAAGAUCCUGGAAGAGGAAACCAUCCUCCCUUCAGAAGUCCAGCCCUGGAACUUGAUCCAAUACCAGGAGGCUGAGGGCCCCCGAGGACUUUGCAGCCGACUCCAUUACUUUUGUAGGCGAUGGCUGAGACCAGAAAAGUACACCAAAGCUCAGAUGCUGGAUCUGGUUGUUCUGGAGCAGCUCCUGUUCCUUCUGCCCCCAGAGAUGGAGGGUUGGGUGAGGGAGUGUGGAGCAGAGACCAGUUCCCAGGCUGUGGUCCUGGCGGAAGGCUUCCUCCUGAGCCAGGCGGACGACCAGAAGGAGCAGGUCAAGUUGCAGUGCUGCACUGUGGAGAUCAGAGAUCCUGAGGGAAAGAAGAAUCCAUCAAAUCCCCCUCAGGAGCUAUUUUUCAGGAGGAUCCCUUGCGAAGAUCCAUGUCGAGACACCACUGAAG